AUGGACCCUAACGAGGCCAAAAAGCGGGACACCAAGGCGUCUUUUGGAAAGGACGGAAUUUUGGGUGAAAUGGAGGCCAAAGCUAUCCUUUUGGCUAAUACAUUUUUAAUUCUAUCUAUAUCGUCCGUUUCUGAGCAUUGGCUACUUUACAAGGUGCGAAAACAAACACCGCCGCCGAGUCACUGUUUCAAGCAUACGUCGAUUCAAGGGGUGCACUAUUUGCAAUGUCUAAACCGAUCUUACGCGCUUAUCGAGCAGCACACGUCACUUUUUCGAUUGUGCAACGAUUUAACAGGAAGUACGCGUAAAAACGUUUCGCGGCGUCAAUUGUUGGUGCUGACCGCCCCGUGGUCAGAAUGGACCCCGUCGGCCAUUUCAUACUGGGAAUUCGGCGUGUCGGCCCUAUUCUCAUUAGCCGCCCUGGGAAAUCUCGUGUUUGCCGCCCAUCGGGCCGUCAAGGGUAAUGAAAAAGUAGCCGGCCGUAAUGCCUCCAUCAGCUGUGGCCUUUUCACCUUCACUCUCCUCACCCAGCUCCAUAUAAUGCACAGUGUCAACACCCAGCCCCCAACAAAUGAGGCGGAAACUCUCAAGUAUUGCGAGGCCGGGUGGAGCCUGUUGUCGGGUUGUCUGGGCACCGCACUGUCAGGCGUGUGCGGCUAUUUGUACUUGGCGGCAGCGCAGGUUCGCGAACUCCGAGAACGAAGCCAGAAACGCCGAAGAUUAAUGCACAACGCCAUCCUAAGCAGUUGCCGCCAAGAAAUCGCGGUCGCAAUCCGUGCCAAAAUGACCGUUUUG
Mesorhabditis spiculigera is the source of this 795-nucleotide messenger RNA. Lineage: Eukaryota; Metazoa; Nematoda; Chromadorea; Rhabditida; Rhabditidae. The record is from the annotation of a GenBank genome assembly.